This is a messenger RNA of Arabidopsis lyrata subsp. lyrata, 2169 nucleotides long. Its product is annotated as B3 domain-containing protein At4g02870. Gene Ontology annotation, molecular function: DNA binding. Lineage: Eukaryota; Viridiplantae; Streptophyta; Magnoliopsida; Brassicales; Brassicaceae. Bases 715 to 2052 code for a protein of 445 amino acids. The record is from RefSeq and is a predicted model, not a curated record. The transcript is spliced from 3 exons.
AGGGUCCCGUCUCUGGGAGAUGUAAAGCUUUCAGGCUUGAACUUCCAGAUAUUCAAAAAAAAAAAAUGUAUGUAUAUGUUGAUCAACCAAUUAUGGAAUAUUAAGCGUGGAUGGUCUCCUGGAUUUGGCUGUGUUGAUCUUUCUUGAUCUUGGGACCAUGCGCAGGCAAGAUGGAACAUAUACAGGGGAGUAUCUUUUGUAGCAUUUAGCUAUUCAUUCAGUCCACUAACCCCAGCUUCCUGUUGUUUACAUUGUUACUCAAUCACCAAAAACUGAGUUUAUCCCAAGAAUCAAUACCUAACAAAUUACACAGCGGAGUCAAACAACAUUGGUAUAUGCAAACAUAAACACAAACAAACAAUCCACAAGUAAAUAAACUAUACCACUGAUCUAAAGAGCUUAUACUCCAUAACAUUGAAAAUAACCUCAUUUUGUUAUCAUGUCUAAUAAAAACUAACGAUCAAAGGAAUGAAAAAGAAAGAUAAAUGUUCGCCAUUUUAAUCUGUUUCUUACAACAUAUAUACUACAUGCCCUGAAUUACCAAAAAUAAAAUAAAAUUACAAGCUCUUAUUCAAAACAGAUAAAAAAAUCCAUCAUACAGUAUCUCUGUAAAUCCGUUAUAACGAUUACUCUCUCCGACGAAGAAGAAACCGAAGUCAAGAACCGAGAAAGAUCACUAAAGAAUCUUCUUUCUUGCGAUCAAAGUAAACGAAAAUGUCAUUCUCAGACGAUCCUACAUCUCCGACGGAGAAGAAUCGAGCUCGUACGAGUCAAGAACCACGAGAGCGCCCUCAAGAUUUGUCUUGCUUGUCAUCCAAGGAAACAGAGAAGAGCCAAGAACCGAAUGAAACGUCUGGCUCCUCUGUUUCUCCGAUGAACAGAUACAAAGAAGCCUUAAAAAAUCGACAUGGCCCGGUCUCGAAAAACCAAAAUUACGACUUCGAAAGUAAUAACAUCACCAUCAACACUGAAAACCUGCUAAAUCCUUUCGGUGUCGGAGGAGGUUUUUUCGUCACAACUUGUAUAUACGUUUUCUUCUCUGAAAAGCUUUACUUCUUGUGUGUUGCAGGGUCUCUUGAUUCUGAACCAAUACAGAUGAUGUCUACCUCUGGAUAUGUAAGCGGCAGUACAAAUAACAAGAACAACAAUGGUCAGUCUUACUUGGGUGUUGAAGCUUCCAAGAACAGUGUUGGCCUCAGAACUGGCAUGCAACAACAAAUGUCUAAUAGAUCCGUAAUCGGUGUAGAUUCAGGUACAUCGUUCACUGAUACUGCCAGAAAGUUGCAGCAAGCUUAUAAUAACCUUCAGCGUUUAGGAAUGCCGGGUGAAGGAUAUGGCACAAACAAUCCUGACUUUUUUGAAGACCAGCCUAACUUUCUUCUUGGUUCUGGAGGGAAUAUUGCAUCAAUGAGCUCACAAAGAGAUGACCUUAGACCUGAAAAGCAACAAAAGAUGUCUAAUGUGUCAAACAGUUCCAUAAGUGGUGGUGUUGGGAUGUAUUCAAAAACCGUAGACUCUCAGCAGGGUGAAGAACAUGACACAAACAAUUCUGACACUUUGGGAGACUCAAGUAACAUUUCUCUUGGUUGUUUUGGGAGCAUUGAAUCCAUAUUGAAGGCAACAAGAGAUGGAAAAGAGGUUCCGACGAUGCCUACCCCUAGACCUGUCAACAACGCACCUCAAUGGACCAUCAAGAAGAGAUUGACCAAGAAAGAUGUUAACCCUUAUGGCCAACUUAGUCUGCCCAGUAGCUCCUUCGAUCAGCAUAUUCGAAGACAUCUGCCUGAAGAAGAUUUGCCAAAGAUAGUAGGAGCCGGACUCAUUGUUAACGUAUUUGACAACGACACGAGCACAAUACAUAAGCUGCGUCUGGCAGUAUACUAUACCUAUGUUCUAACGGGUGGCUGGCUGGAAGAUUUCAUCCAAAGGAGAAGCUUGAAAGAAAGAGACGAUAUAGGACUCUUAUGGGACUCUUCUGCUUCUAGGCUUCAAUUUGGCGUGAUUGCUCGUGCAAAAGCAAUGGUUCCUCGAAAGAGAACAAGUUCUGCAUAAUGUGAUCUCAAUUAGAAACGCAUAAAAGCAGCUGAGAGAGGUAGUGUUUGUUCUUUAUAUUUUGUCAAACAGCGAUUGGUAUUGGCUUAUAUGAUUAGGUUUUUUCUGAAGCCAACU